AUGGAAGCUAUCGUCAUAUCCAAAUUUGGCGGCCCGGAGGUCUUCGAGUAUCAACAAGUCCCCAAGCCUACACCCGCUCAAGGAGAAGUCCUCAUCCAGGUCAAAGCAUUCGGACUCAAUCAUGCCGAAAUGCACAUGCGAAAAGGUGAAUGGGAUGAAUGGAACCCCAUCACCGGACUUGAAUGCGUCGGCGUUGUCGAAUCAUGUCCAGGAAAUGAACUACCUAUAGGAAACAAAGUAGUCGCAGUCAUGGGAGGCAUGGGUCGCAACCGUCCAGGUGGAUACGGCCAAUAUGUGACCGUGCCGGUCUCGAAUGUCAGUCCUAUUGAGACAUCACUACCGUGGGAAGACCUCGCCGCACUGCCAGAGGUUUAUUCAACCGCAUAUUCCUGUAUAUUCACAAUACUUGACGUGAAGCCAAAAGAAAGGCUACUUAUAAGAGGAGCAACUUCUACAAUCGGUCAGGCCGCCGUGAAUCUCGCCGUCAAUGCAGGAGCCAGUGUCACGGCGACCACAAGGCGCAAGGAACGAUUUGAGGUGCUGAAGAAAAUGGGUGUAGAAGAAUCAAAAAUUGAACAGACACAAUUAGCAUCACAAUUCCCCGCAGAGCACACAUUCGAUAAAGUCCUGAACUUGAUCGGCAAUAGCGUCUUAUUGGAAUCGAUCAAUCUCACUCGUACCGGUGGUCGAAUGCUACAAGCUGGGUGGUUGGGUGGUCUGGCGCCGGUACCAGAUUUCAAUCCUAUGGUACAGAUGAAGUCCGGUGUUCAAUUUUGUUUGUUUCAUAGUAAAGUAUUGGGAUCCGAAGAUUUCCCUUUGUCUGCAAUACCGUUACAGGAGAUAGUGCGGAAGCUGGAGAAGGGGGCAUGGGAUGCAAAACCGACAUAUUGUUUUGAGUGGAAGGAUAUUCAGAAGGCGCAUGAGAUACUUGAUUCGCACGAUGCUGGAGGAAAGAUUGUAAUUAGACAUUAA
Molecule: messenger RNA, 972 nt
Organism: Talaromyces proteolyticus
Lineage: Eukaryota; Fungi; Ascomycota; Eurotiomycetes; Eurotiales; Trichocomaceae
Product: chaperonin 10-like protein
Exons: 1
Coding region: 1-972 (323 amino acids)
Molecular function (GO): oxidoreductase activity
Source: RefSeq, a predicted model, not a curated record